GACCCGCUGGACCUCACGUCCUUUCGGGGGCGCGCGCGCCAGUGCGGGUGUGUGCGUGAACGUGCGCGUCCUCGCUGCCGCCGGUGCUGCUCCCGCCGCCCUCUGCUGCUGCCGUCGCCGCCCCGGGUCCUCAGGCUGCGGAGCAGGUGGGACGGCUGCUUAGCAGCGCCGCGGAACGGGGAGCGGAGCCGCGGAACCGGCAGGCGGGCGGGCGGACAGGUGAGGUCCCUGCAGGACGGCCGGAACUCCUUCGCGUCUAGCGGGGCUGAAGGCUGCCGGAGCCGGCCAAAGCCGAGGAGCGGGCCAGAGGCGCGCGGACCCGGGAUUAACCUAACAUGGCUGACCAGAGGCAGCGCUCACUCUCUACCUCCGGGGAGUCACUGUACCAUGUUCUUGGGCUUGACAAGAAUGCAACCUCAGAUGACAUUAAAAAGUCCUAUCGGAAGCUGGCCCUGAAAUACCACCCUGACAAGAACCCUGAUAAUCCAGAGGCUGCAGACAAAUUUAAGGAGAUUAACAACGCCCACGCCAUCCUGACAGAUGCCACGAAAAGAAACAUCUAUGACAAAUACGGCUCACUGGGGCUCUACGUGGCUGAGCAAUUUGGGGAGGAGAAUGUCAACACAUACUUUGUACUCUCCAGCUGGUGGGCCAAGGCCCUGUUUGUUGUCUGUGGCCUCCUCACCUGCUGCUACUGCUGCUGCUGUUUGUGCUGUUGCUUCAACUGCUGCUGUGGGAAGUGUAAGCCCAAGGCACCUGAGGGUGAAGAGACGGAAUUUUACGUGUCCCCCGAAGACCUGGAGGCACAACUGCAGUCUGACGAGAGGGAGGCCACAGACACACCGAUCGUCAUACAGCCGGCAUCUGCCACAGAGACCACCCAGCUGACGGCUGACUCCCACCCCAGCUACCACACCGACGGGUUCAACUAAAUUCAGGAGAGGCUGUGAUUAGAGGAUGAAUCAGCACCCGGCCACUGCAACCUUAGAAUCAUGAACUGUAGUCACUGAUGGGGAGGCAGCCGUCAACCUGACUUGCUAUGGCUCGUCAGGGCCUCCCCAUCUCCUCUAUGCCCACCCAUCCAUCAAUCCUUGAUACAUGAAGUACGUAGCAUGCAGUAUUUAAAGCAGUGUAGCUACGGUCUUCUCCUCCUCCUUCUGUUUUAUCCUUUUUUAAUAGCAUGUAUGGGUUAUGUUCAGUGUCUGUGUUGUGGAUGUGCUGCAGCCUGGCCACAUUAACUGGAUGGUGGAGUUGCCUUGGGCUUUCAGCUAAGUGGGUCCAGUGAGGUUCAACUGUCUCCUUGUGUUUACAGGAGUCAGAGGCAGACACCUGGAGCCACAGCUCCAUGUUGGCCUUGGUACCCCAUGACAGGGUCUAGUCCAUGGCUCUGAUCUCAUCCUCAAGGCUGCAGGCAGGGUUUUGAUUUCACCUGUCAAGGAGGGAGCUGGGCCACAUCCUCCAGGCACCACCAGCAUCAGUGCUUUGCACAGUGUUCGUGUUGGGAAGCUCGAAUAGGGUCUCUGCACCAUCUCACUCGACCUCGUGAGUUUUCCCGUUAGAUCUGCUAUGGAGAGUACAGGUAUGCCCCUUCUGAGAGUGGAAGCACGCUCUGUGCGGUAUAUCUCUAGCCCGGGUCUCCUGGAGGUAUGUUCCCUCACUGGUGUGUGGGAAAUCAUUUGUCUCUGUUCUGCACCUUUUCAGGUCAAAAGCUGGAUUGAUGGGGCCACAGCCUCCUUCCCUCAUUCCUGGGUCGUCAUCCACAUUCCUUCAAGCCAACCUAUUUUUUUUCCCUUUUAUGGACUUUUUAAGGUCCACAAAUGGUGGUAGCACCUGCCACUUAGUCAUAGUGAGAAGGUUUGUGAGUCCAGUUGUAGGUGGCAUUGUGGCUACUUGUAAAGUGCUUGAGUGAGGAUCCAGCAACCAGAGCCUUCUCCCUAUGCUUGCCAGAGCUCCAUCCACCCUCACUUGCCUUCACUUCCACUCGUCAUCAUCAAUGCCUCAGGUGGAGAUGGAAUGUUGGGUUCCUGGACCAGGUAGCUAGACCCAUGGCCCCUGGCUCAGGAGGGUUGGCUUCCAAGGAAGUUGUGGUGACAGUCACCCAACCUGGGAGGCCAGCACCAGGCCACAGAAUCCCUUUAUGAACAUCACUCUAGUCGGUAUUCCAGUCUUGGUUAGGGUUACUAUGGCAGGGGAAGUUGAGGAAAUGUGGGUACCAAGAACUUGGCACCACCCUGUCCUUCCACAGUUAGCUGGAUUAGCUUCACGAGACUUCAGUGAGCCAGGUUGCUGCAGAUCCUUCCCGUUUGCUGCUGACCAUCUGCAUUUCCAGUACAGAUGAAGAAUGAGAAGGCUCAUGUGAUGGCUCAGUGGCCCAGACAAACCACCAUGUUUCUGAAGCCAGCCCCCCUUCUCCCCUCUCCCAGCUCACCAGGGAGCAGAUCAGGUUGACAGGAGGUUGCAAGAGGGGGCAGCAGUGUGAGGGCAAACUUGCACUGACUGAGGGUACCUAUCCAGGUCCUGGGAGGCACUGUGGUGCCAGAGUCCCUAGGCAACCCACAGCAGAACUGUGUGAGCCAUAAGCUGACUAUGAGGUCCUUGGGUUUGUUAGUCUGUUUUGCUCUUUAAAGGAUCUUGGGGACAUUCACUAACAUAAUAAGUUAGAAAUAAUUUGUUAACACCAGACCUAUAGCUAGGUUUAGUGGGGCAUGCAUAUAAUCCCAGUACUUGGGAGUCUGAGGCAAGAGGACCUUGAGUCCCAGGCCAGUCUGGGCUACAUAGUGAGACCCUGACUGAAAACAAAAUCCCUCUGGUAGAAGGAUAAGCAAUCCAUUGCUGAGCCCAUUGUUAGAACAAGGGAAGAGGAGAGGCAGCUGAGCAAUCUGGGUGCUCUUCUCAAUGUACUAGAUUCUAUAAUGGCCAGGAACCCAGUUCAGAAUGUAGGUGAGGGGUAGAGAGCUGCAGUCUGGUCACACAUCCAUCCUGUGUGCAGCUCUGUGGCCCUUUCCCUCAUGUUCUAGUAAGCCAGAUCCUGAACUGGGGCUCGUGGGUGCUAUUAGGGUGAAAGUACAGAAGUUGAACCCAGUGUCUUCGGGAAUUUGUAAAACUAAUCAUGUAGAAUUUGAAACCCUCAAUUUGUAGGGCAGUUUCAAGGUGAUGAUAGUGAUUGCCAGAGCCAGCGCGUUCUCCCUGACUUAUCCCUGAGCAGACUCCCUUGCAAGGUUUUACUGUGUUGAUCUAAGGUUUCCCUGGUUUCAUUUGCCCUGAACUGAGCAGAGCUGGUAAGUCUCAGGAUAAUCCUGAUAUUCUGUCCUGUCCAAGUACUAGCAAAUAUGGAGACCCCACACACAUACUCCCUAAACUCCUAUACUGGUGGGCCACAUGGACGGUGCUGUGGCAUAUUGCCAGAGGAGUGCUGGAACCAAUCCAUUGGAAGCCCAUCCAGUGAAGUGGGUGCCCCUUCAGGACCAGACAGCAUUGACCACUUCUGACCUACAUGGAAGUAUGUGUGAGAGACUUGGGGUCAUCUCACUACAGCUGCUGGAGUGUUGAUUUCUGUUUCUGUUCAGUGCUGUUUUUUUCUUUUACUUUAUUUUUAAAUUACUUUAGAUAAUACUGCUCAAUGUUUAUGAGCCUUCCUAGUCCUCUAAUGUUCAGUUAAUGCAGCCAACACUCAACAGGGACCUGUUAGAAAAAGAAACCAGAAUGCUUACUGUGGUGAAUGGGAAACUUCACCCAGUUGUUGAUUGCUGGAUUUGGCCCUGAAUUACAAAGCCACAGUCUCUUCUCAGAUGUUCUGACCCCAGGUUUUACCAAAAUCAAUGCCCAUUGUCCUACUGACCCAUGGCUUCUAUUUCAGGUGAACCUUGUGCAAAGGAGCCACCACUGUUGGAGAUGGUGGCCCCAGCAUGCAGGCUGUCCCUGGAGGGUCCAGGUGCUGUAGGCAGAGCUGGUGGGCCUUGACCAUUCUCCUCUGGCCCUCAGUGCACCCUCCAUGAGGGACAGCUGUGAACCGUGUAAAAUGUGACUGAUCCUAUUCCUUUCCCAGUGUUCUGAGCUAUGAGCCCCUGUGGCCCAGGACUGGCCUGUUUCUGUUAUUUUGGUUACAAGUCAUCCUCCUGUGGAAAUGGCAAAAGCUACAUCUUUACUGUCCUCACCAGCACGGUGUGCAUUGUCACAUACUGUGAGUGUGGGCUGUGCUGUGUGUCUGUGUGUGUACAUAUGUGUAUAUGUAUAUAUCACGCAGCAGGCCUGUCAUGCUGCUGUCCAGUGGCAAAGCAACAAGUACAAUAAAAGUUGGCUUGAAA
Messenger RNA from Nannospalax galili (Upper Galilee mountains blind mole rat), 4304 nucleotides. RefSeq names its product DnaJ heat shock protein family (Hsp40) member C5 (gene Dnajc5). Gene Ontology annotation, biological process: regulation of synaptic vesicle cycle. Gene Ontology annotation, cellular component: intracellular membrane-bounded organelle; membrane; presynapse. NCBI's taxonomy places the organism in Eukaryota, Metazoa, Chordata, Mammalia, Rodentia, Spalacidae. The record is from RefSeq and is a predicted model, not a curated record. The transcript is spliced from 5 exons. Bases 336 to 932 code for a protein of 198 amino acids.